CUUAAGUUAUAUAACAUGUCCCAAGCGUUGAUUGCUGGUUGGUAAACAGUUUGGUCAAUAGCUGCAAAUAUGUAGAAGUUAUAUUGACUAAAAACAUAAGUAUUUGUUCUUUUUCUCCAAAAAUCUCAAUGAUUUAUUUUUCAAAUACCCCUAAUCAGGCUUUUUUAAUCCCUAGCUUGCUCAAUAAUAUCGACAACUGUGAUAUUAUUUAUCAAGACAUUUCUUCACUACAUUUUCCUUGUCUCGAUAUUUGUAGAUAAUAUCAUGAUGCUUAAGUUAUAUAACAUGACCCAAGCGUUGAUUGCUGGUUGGUAAACAGUUUGGUCAAUAGCUGCAAAUAUGUAGAAGUUAUAUUGACUAAAAACAGAAGUAUUUGUUCUUUUUCUCCAAAAAUCUCAACGAUUUAUAUUUCAAAUACCCCUAAUCAGGCUUUUGUAAUCCUUAGCUUGCUCAAUAAUAUCGACAACUGUGAUAUUAUCCAUCAAAACAUCAUUUCUUCACUACAUUUUCCUUGUCUCGAUAUUUGUAGAUAAUAAUGACCCAAGCGCUAAUUGUUGGUUGGUAAACAGUUUGAUCAAUAGCUGCAAAUAUGUAGAAAUUACUUUUACCUGUGGAAUUUGGCUAAAUAAGAGUAACAAUCCUAGCGAUCAUGAAUAAUUCAUAAUGGUUACUAUGGAGUUUCUAAGGCAAAGAAAUCUAUAAAUCAAAGUUACAGCGGUGAUAAGUUACCAGAGUCAUUGACAACUUCAGCCUCCCCAGUGUCAAGUGCUCAAAUCACCUUGGAAAAUGCAAUCAAAAAGAUGUUUUGUAACUGUCGCAGCUCUAGUCUGUAUUUUGAUCCGUGCAAAAUCACAAAGCAUCGCAAUACACCGUUCGUCGUGCAGGAGAGAUGUUCUAAUGAAAGCAACGGACCGUGAUAAAAAAUUGACUGGCACUGCGCAAAAUAUCAUAUUGGAGAUCUACGCCAACAAGCUUUCACUUUGCGCAAAGAGGUGCACAGGGGCAGAGAAGUGUAUGACGAUCAAUUACAAGAAGUUUCCUGCCUCUUUGCAAGAGAAUAAUUGCCAAUUACUGGAUAUUUCGAAAGCAAAUCAGAGCGUAUCAUUGACAAAUGCAACUGGGUGGAUUCACUAUGAACCAGUAGCGCAGGUUGGACCACGUUGCCGAGUAUAUAACUGUAAUCCUGGCUACCAGUGCAUCGAGUCGUGCUCAAAAUUAGAGGGAAUCGAGUGCAUUGAUAUUGAUGAAUGUGGAAGCAGCCCGUGUCAAAAUGGUGGCACAUGUGUUGAUGGAAUCAACCAGUACACUUGCACUUGCGCAGCAGGAUAUGAAGGAACACUGUGCCAGACAAAUAUUGAUGAAUGUAGAAGCAGCCCGUGUCAAAAUCGUGGCACAUGUGUUGAUGGAGUCAACCAAUACACUUGCACUUGCGCAGCAGGAUAUGAAGGAACGCUGUGCAAGACAAGUAAGAAAUUAUCAAAAUAUGAUUCUUCUUGCUCUCCAUCUGUCGCCAGCUGCAGAGCAUUGUAUCUUCAAGGACACAGAGCUGAUGGUGUCUACCUGAUACGAGGUGUUUCUGGUUCAACAUUUAAUGUUUAUUGUCAUAUGACUGACGGUGGUUGGACAUUGAUAGCAAGGUUCUCGAACGCAGAUGCAAAGAACUGGAUGCAAAGUAGUGGUUCAUUUUGGUACGACCAAGGAUCACAUGGAUCGACAACAUCACCAUCGACAAAUGCUGACAUGAUAAAUAGGGCGUUUUUUGACGUGGCUGGAAACGAUAUCAAACUGUCUCGCAGUGAUUCUUCUACCCACAGCCCCCUGCUUUACGGAGGGAACUGUGUCUCUUCAGCGGUAACAUUUCGUGACAAGAUGUCGUCAUACGGCAAUUUUAGAAAUAACGCAGCCUGGCUUCCUACCAAUGAUGGCUGCAGAGGAAGCUGCACAAUAUCUUAUGGAAGAGUGUCUGGAGUUGCUGGAUUUUCACAGUACAGUUGCAGUGGUGACCUCAAACCAAGCCAUACAUUAGGCUUUUGGUGUUAUAGCAGCGGUGAUGGGGCAGUGCUUAUGAUUGGUGGUGGUGGCAGUGCGUGUGGACGGGCAGAUCACGGUAUUGGUAUAACAGAGGCGGAUACUCCAGUAUUUGCAGAUUCAACACCGAAUUAUGAUUUUGGAGAUGAUGCAGAUAGCUCACAAACAACUACAUAUGCUUUGAAUCUUUGGAUUCGAUGAACAAAAUCAUUCCAGCAUGGACCUUCAAUAAGGUGUCUCGAGAACCUUUCUUAAUCCUAGUAAAAAGUAGCUCGCAAAAGUCACAAAUUGAAAUUGUUAUAACGAAGGCAUUAAUUUGUAAUUUGUAAAGCAUGAAGUUUGUAAUUAAUCAGAAAUUUAGGCUAAGAUGAAAAAAGCUUAGAACGUUUUCAACUCUUAUCAGAUUCACUGUUGUAUGCUAAAAUGAUUAAAAAUCUUUGUAAUGCAAAGCUUUGCUAAUCAAAAACAUAUGCAUU
This is a messenger RNA of Rhopilema esculentum, 2504 nucleotides long. The record is from RefSeq and is a predicted model, not a curated record. Lineage: Eukaryota; Metazoa; Cnidaria; Scyphozoa; Rhizostomeae; Rhizostomatidae.